This is a messenger RNA of Ectocarpus sp. CCAP 1310/34, 1304 nucleotides long. Lineage: Eukaryota; Phaeophyceae; Ectocarpales; Ectocarpaceae. The record is from the annotation of a GenBank genome assembly.
GUUCAGCGAGGCUCCAGCCACAGGAACGCAGGGGGUCUGAUCUCCUCACACACUUGCGGUUGCGUGCUGCCGUGGCCUGGGAUUCUCAUGGUAUGGGGAUCACUACCUCCCCGGGUAACGCGGGUGGCCAUGCAGGCAGGCCUUCGCUGCGCGCGAACAGGCUCACGGAGGAGUGGUGGGCGAUACGCCAAGCGCGGGGGCUUUCUCUCAACCGCAGCCAAGGUGCCAUUGCCGGACAUCACUUUCGAUGUAGAAUCGGAGCCAGCGUUGCCCUUGUUGGGAGAUCUUCCGCUUUUGCUGAUUUCUCAGUCUCUAGCAUGUCCAGAGCCGGAGGGAGACGAUGACGGUGACGGCCGCUGACACCGGCCCGCCCGUUUUCAAUCGAUCACCGAGGCGCGCGGUGUUCGGGAAACCGGGCGGGAAAAGUGGCAUCCAAGAAGCAUCAUACAUUUGUCGAGGGGAAGUGAUGCUAGAGAUGUCUUGGUUGUGUGGGGAGGGGGCACUCGAACAAAGUGAGACGGAAACUGCAGUGUCGCAAAUCGGUUGGUACCCGUGGCGUCUAUCCGUUUAAGUGAUCACGAAGCAUUGUGAAGGCUGAUUUAACCCCUCGGAUACGACGAGGCGUCUUGGUUGCGGGGGCGUUCGUUUGAUAUAUCCGGACACACCUGGCGAAGGCAACGAGGUCGUUUGAUACACGGGUGGGAGCAUUUGUGCCGUCAAAUAUGUGUGAGGCAGGGUGGCCAAUGAUGUCGUUUGAUAGAAGGGCGGGGGGGGGUAUAUACCGUCAAAGGUGUGUGAGGCAAGCGUGGACGUCAUCAUCGGCGCGAAGGAACCUGCUGCGCGUGUGUGACUUCGCGCCAGACUUCUGGAACUUAUGUGCCGCGCGGUAGGGCAACACAACACGUGUUUGUUGCAAGUACGCUACGAAGACAGAUGGUACAAUAGGGUACCAUGCGGCCAUCGUCACACAUUCCGCAAUGACGAAUGGACUCACCCGUCGGGUGUAUGUCGUGCUCUGCUCUGCUGUAAUAUCAGCAAAGCGUCUCUGUUGUGUGUGACCCUCCACCACGUUCACGUGGUGCUUGGUUGCGAGUCUCACAUGUGGCUACGGUAGGUUGCACAGUAAGAGGUCGGUAUCACACACCCUGGGGAGACUUCAAAGCUCGAACUCUCGGCAAGAAGAACAACAGUGACGGCGCCGAGAAUUGCGGGUGACGUUGGAACAAACUAUCUAGUCGAGAGCUCUGUGAAAACGGAUCACUUGAACUCGGGAUGCUCCUGGUCGUCGAGUAAUCGAGCUUUGA